Penicillium crustosum is the source of this 765-nucleotide messenger RNA. RefSeq lists its product as uncharacterized. The coding region runs from base 1 to 765 and encodes 254 amino acids. Gene Ontology annotation, molecular function: P-type calcium transporter activity. The record is from RefSeq and is a predicted model, not a curated record. The transcript is spliced from 5 exons. Gene Ontology annotation, biological process: calcium ion transmembrane transport; intracellular calcium ion homeostasis. NCBI's taxonomy places the organism in Eukaryota, Fungi, Ascomycota, Eurotiomycetes, Eurotiales, Aspergillaceae. Gene Ontology annotation, cellular component: plasma membrane.
AUGCGUAUAAUCGACGCCCUUCAUCGCCGUGGUCGCUUUGCGGCUAUAACUAGAGACGGAGUAAAUGAUUCUCCUUCGCUUAAGUAUGCCGAUGUUGGUUCGGAUGUGGCCAAAGAUACAUCUGACAUCAUACUCACGGAUAACAACUUCGCCUCGAUUCUUAAUGCCGUUGAAGAAGGUCGUCGUAUCUUUGAUAAUAUUCAAAAAUUUGCCUGUACCUUACUUAUCGGAUUGGCUUUCAAAGACGCUGAUAAUCAAUCCGUCUUCCCUCUAUCCCCUAUCGAAAUUCUCUGGAUUAUUAUGAUCACGUCGGGUAUACCCGAUAUAGGCCUUAGAAUAGAGACCGCAGCGCUCUGCCUGGCGGCAUUCUCUGGAUUCGGCGACGGUAACCUGGCCCGUGGCUGCAAUAAGGAAUGGUCAGAAGAGAUCAAAGACUGCGAACUGGUAUUUAGAGCACGUGCUACCACGUUCGUUUGCUUAACUUGGUUUGCGCUGUUUCUGGCUUGGGAGAUAGUCAACAUACGCCGGUCGUUCUUCCGCAUGCAGCCAAAAUCCAAAAAAUACUUUACACAAUGGAUGUACGAUGUCUGGCGGAACAAGUUUCUUUUCUGGUCCAUCAUGGCCGGAUGGAUCACCAUGUUCCCUAUCCUCUACAUCCCCGUCUUGAACGAUGUCGUCUUCAAACAUAAGCCUAUCACUUGGGAAUGGGGCAUCGUGGCAGUCGAGGCUGUCCUGUUCUUCAUCGGCGUCGAAGCCUGGAAAUAG